ACAGGCAUCCAUCCACAGGCAUCGGGAGCCUGCUCCCUUCCAGACCAGACUUUCUUCUUCCCCUCGCCUGCUGGGCCCCUGCUGGGCCCCAUCCCCAAGGUGCUGCCAGUCCAGGGUCAAUCCCUGUGAGCAAGCUCCAGGUGCCCCUCCAGCAGACGGUCGGUCCAGUGACUCCAUGGCACAGAUCUGGACACCCAACAGAAAACCAGAAGGACACUAACGCUGAUCAUUGGAUUAAGAGAGCAGCAUUUUGAACCAAGGACACAAGCCGGGAUGUCAUUUCUGCCAUGCACGCACCAGAACAGUUGAUCAGAUCUAGGGAGAAAGCCAUCGGAGGGCUCUGCUCCCCGUGAGCUGCUGGAAUUGUGGCCGAGCCUCAACAUUCACACACUCUGAGUGCCCGGAAGGCGAGCAGGCAGCAGGUGUGCCUGCCCAGCACCAGCCCAGACAUCAGACACCCUGUCUGCCCUCCUGGUUUUCUGAGACUAACAGGCUCCCAGGACGAUUCCUCCUGCCUCACAGAUGCCUGGCUCACUUGCAAGGGAGCCACCUUUCUUAGUGAAGAUGGAGCUGUCACGUAAAGCAAACUUCUGUGACCCUUUCAGCAAGUCCUGAAAGCUGCCGAGGAAAGCCAUGGAUACAACGACUCCCGCCCAAAAUGUUGGAGUGGAGAUCUACCUCGGUCCCGUGUGGCCUGCCCCCUCCAACAGCACCCCGCUGGCCCUCAACUUGUCCCUGGCACUGCGGGAAGACGCCCCGGGGAACCUCACUGGGGACCUCUCUGAGCACCAGCAGUACGUCAUUGCCCUCUUUCUCUCCUGCCUCUACACCAUCUUCCUCUUUCCCAUUGGCUUCGUGGGCAACAUCCUCAUCCUGGUGGUGAACAUCAGCUUCCGGGAGAAGAUGACCAUCCCAGACCUGUACUUCAUCAACCUGGCGGCGGCCGACCUCAUCCUGGUGGCCGACUCCCUGAUUGAGGUGUUCAACCUGGACGAGCAGUACUACGACAUCGCCGUGCUGUGCACCUUCAUGUCGCUCUUCCUGCAGAUCAACAUGUACAGCAGCGUCUUCUUCCUCACCUGGAUGAGCUUCGACAGGUACCUGGCGCUGGCCAAGGCCAUGCGCUGUGGCCUCUUCCGCACCAAGCACCACGCGCGGCUCAGCUGUGGCCUCAUCUGGAUGGCCUCGGUGUCUGCCACGCUGGUGCCCUUCACAGCCGUGCACCUGCGGCACACGGAGGAGGCCUGCUUCUGCUUUGCCGAUGUCAGGGAGGUGCAGUGGCUGGAGGUCACGCUGGGCUUCGUUGUGCCCUUCGCCAUCAUUGGCCUCUGCUACUCCCUCAUCGUGCGGGCCCUCGUCCGGGCCCACAGGCACCGCGGCCUGCGCCCACGCAGGCAGAAAGCCCUGCGGAUGAUCUUCGCAGUGGUCCUUGUCUUCUUCAUCUGCUGGCUGCCGGAGAACGUCUUCAUCAGCGUCCACCUCCUACAGUGGGCGCAGCCGGGGGACACUCCUUGCAAGCAGUCUUUCCGCCAUGCCUACCCCUUGACAGGCCACAUAGUCAACCUUGCAGCCUUCUCCAACAGCUGCCUGAACCCCCUCAUCUACAGCUUCCUGGGAGAGACCUUCAGGGACAAGCUGAGGCUGUACGUGGAACAGAAGACCAGCCUGCCAGCUCUGAACCGCUUCUGCCAUGCCACGCUCAAGGCGGUCAUUCCAGACAGCACGGAGCAGUCGGAUGUCAAGUUCAGCAGCGCGGUGUGACAGGGACCUCCCAGAGGGAAGAGGACGGGGAGCAGGCUGGUGCUCGGGUCCUGCACACACCUAGCACAGGUGCUGGGUCAUCUCUAGGGCUGCCGGAAUCCUUUCUGACUGUCCAGCUCAUGGAUGCUGCCAUCCAGAUUCAAGGUCCCAAGGCAGCAGGCCACAUGACAGUGACCUCUGAUCUCAAAGGGCACCACGUAGGGCCUGCUGCUUGGUUUUCUUUCCACACCCUAUGUUCCCAGAAGACAAGUCUGUUGUUGAUAAGUGACAGCCAAAAGGACAGGCCACACUAUGGGAGUUCCAUGUUACAUUUCUGCUACAUGGCGGCUACACAGAGGAGUCUAGAGACAGAACGUAUGUAACAGACCCACACUGGCUACCUUCCCUUUGCUUGUGAUGUGUAACUGACCAUGUAUACACUGUCCAGUGAGGCCAAAGCUAAGGACACCAGAGCCUUCUUCCCGUCUUCCAGAAAGCUCUGAGGUCACCCCAGAUGCCACUCUUAACUCCUGAGUGAACGGCGUGUCUGCGCAGAGAAAGGCCCUUCAACAAAACGCCUUCCUGCUCUGGGACGCCCCUCUCACAAAGCUUGUUUACAAGGGUGUUUGCCCUUCCGUGAAGGUGGAAGGAGACUCUGGGUGUUUCUGUGCAGGCCGGCAGGAUGCCACCUCAGAUGUGUGGCGGAAGGACUUGCCUCCACAGAAAAUAAUACCAGAAACAGUGAAGCUAUAAAUGGACCUCAUUAAAAUGUACAGAAAAAAAAAAUGAGAACUAAGGAUCGGGGUGUUCAUUCAG
Molecule: messenger RNA, 2556 nt
Organism: Apodemus sylvaticus (European woodmouse)
Lineage: Eukaryota; Metazoa; Chordata; Mammalia; Rodentia; Muridae
Gene: Gper1
Product: G protein-coupled estrogen receptor 1
Exons: 3
Coding region: 634-1761 (375 amino acids)
Biological process (GO): G protein-coupled receptor signaling pathway
Cellular component (GO): membrane
Molecular function (GO): G protein-coupled receptor activity
Source: RefSeq, a predicted model, not a curated record